GUAUUGCUGCCGCCGGUCAACGCGGUCGGAUUGUCGCUUCUUUCGUCAAACUAAGUCGUUCGGGAUCAUUUGGAACUACCAUAAUGCCACAAUCAUUUAGAAUGUUGUCAAAGAGCUCGGCUGUGCGGGGCGCUCUCCUCGCGAGUGCAGCUGCAAUUGCGUUCGGGGUUGCCCGUCAUGGCCUACGCGCCAUGCGUCGUGCUCCAAGGCUGUCCAUAAACGCCAAACCCUGCAAUGAAGAGCGCGAGGAAGCCAAAGAAGCGGAACCGGCUUGCAUCGAACUGGCACCGGAGUUGGACGACGCGCCGGCGGUUCCGCCAUGCGACAGCCUGCACCUGACGGCCAACACGGCUGCCGCUUGCGCCAGUUGCAGCAGCAGCAACAACAACAGCAGCAGCGAUGCCAGCUGCUCAUCAGCGGAGGGCAGCAGCUUGAGCGGCAGCGCGGAAGGCUCUGCUUCCACCAUCACGGAUGAGCACGUCUCGGCCGCCGCCGCCACCGUGCCUGUUGCUUCUGUGAUCAACGCACAACCCGCUCCCGUGGACCAGGAGGAGCCGGCUACCGAUGUGCCGAAGGCGACGGCAAGCGCGCCGGCCCACGCAGACUACCCUCGACACGGCGGCGGCCCCGCUGGCUCGGACGUCGCGGCGGCUGGUAUCCCGAGCAGUGCAAGCGCUCCUGCUGCGCCCACCUCCAACCACACCGCUACUUCGCCCGCCGGCGGUGCAGUGCCGGCUUCACAAGGGGCACACAUGAGCCAGCAGGACAUCCAGGCGUUCGUGGAGCACAGCGGCCUCAAGUGCUGCAGGGUCGUUCGGGACCUCGGGCAAGGCGCCUUCGGCUACACGCAGGAAGUGGACAUCGCGCUUCCCAACGGCACCACCAUCAAAGCCGCACGGAAGACCCUGCUGCCUCAGAAGAACGGACAUGUCGUUCCGGCGCUGCUACAGCAGGAGGUGGCGGGCCUGCGGGCUGCCGCCGGCUGCGCGUUCGCCAUUCAACUCCUGGGGUACUCUUGCCCAGCCACCGAGACCGAGCCGGUGGAGUUACUGCUUACCUACGUGCCAGGCGGGACCCUCGCCGAGUACCUGGAUGACCUGAUGAGGGCCAACCAGAUGCGCAUCUUCCACGGCCCACCUCCCACAGCCAAGCGCACCGGCCAGAACAAGGACAAGUACGAGCGCCUGCCGUACACCGGUGCCACGCUAAUGAGCGAGCCCGAGCUGCGCGCACUUGCCAUUGCCCUGCUGCAAGUCGUCAAGGUCAUGCACGCUCGAGGCUACGGGCACUGCGACAUCAAGCCCGCUAACGUGCUCGUGGACCAUGCGCCUGACGGCAGCAAGGUCUUCCGCGUCUGCGACAUGGGCAUUGCGUCCAAGGCAGACAAGUCAGGCCGGCUGCUGCAAUGCCCUGGCGGAACACCUGCCUUCGCUGCUGGCGAGGUCCUGCAAAAGAUUCGGCUCGGGAAGUCCCAGUACCCGGUCUGCCUUCAGUCGGAUAUGGCGGCUAUCGGGAUGGUGAUGGCGCAUGCUGCCGCCUUCCACGGCCUGCCGGGUGGCCUGCAGCAGUACGCCCUCUGGGCGCGCGACUUGCCUCACCGCACGCCGCCCGCACUCAAGGACUUUAUCGAGCAGCUCAUGUCCGUUGACCCCGCCGAGCGGCUCACACCCGAUCAGGCGCUUGCGCACCCGUGGCUGCAGUAGCGGCAGUGAGAUGAGAAUGUGCGGCCGAAUGGCAAGGGGUGGCGGCGGUGCAUGCGUGUGGUGCGCUGCUCAUGCUAGGUCGUGCGGCGUAGGCGGCUAGGCGCAGACGUUGAGACGGUGGGAGCUAUGCAGUACCGUACUAUUGGAUAGUUGAUUGUAGAUUGGGGUUGCAUUCUGAGUGCCGUUUACGCAGAGCCUUGGAUCACAUCAACCACAGAUAUCUGGCCUUUUGCUCAAAUGUUUCAGUGCAAUUACCGCAUUGGUGCACCGGUUGAAGCAUCUUGCAUGUCUUCAAUGCAAAUCCUAGCUAGGUGUUGAAUCCCCCGACAUAGAUUGUCACCUGCUACUACGGUACUGUAGGUCUUCGUCGGGGGCGGGCAAAGUGACUUUAAGUGCCGCCGCCAUUUCAAGUUUCAUGGUUGCAUGCGGGUAGGUUGAGUGCUGAGUAUUUAAGGACAUGCGCGUGCGGCUUCUAGGGUGGUGUGAUAGGACAGCACGGGCAGGACUUCCGGGACGGACGGAGUAAGGUAGAGCCGCCGCCGCAAGCGGCCAAGUCGCAUGCGGUAGCAAUAAUCUUUAAAGUGCAUGGAAUGGAUUGAAGGCAAUUAUACUGGACAGGGCACAGCGCCGGGUUGCAGGGAAAAGGUUUUUGCCAGCGUGCAAGUACGGUAGCGGCGCAAGCUCGUGCCAGACACUGAGCUGCAUCAGCGGUGUCAGGAGCAUGCACCCAUCCAUCACCAGGG
Molecule: messenger RNA, 2446 nt
Organism: Chlamydomonas reinhardtii
Lineage: Eukaryota; Viridiplantae; Chlorophyta; Chlorophyceae; Chlamydomonadales; Chlamydomonadaceae
Exons: 5
Coding region: 192-1703 (503 amino acids)
Biological process (GO): protein phosphorylation
Cellular component (GO): cytoplasm
Molecular function (GO): protein serine/threonine kinase activity; ATP binding
Source: RefSeq, a predicted model, not a curated record